Messenger RNA from Xiphophorus couchianus (Monterrey platyfish), 5741 nucleotides. RefSeq names its product protein NLRC3-like. Lineage: Eukaryota; Metazoa; Chordata; Actinopteri; Cyprinodontiformes; Poeciliidae. The transcript has 6 exons. Gene Ontology annotation, molecular function: protein binding. Bases 1481 to 4159 code for a protein of 892 amino acids. The record is from RefSeq and is a predicted model, not a curated record.
GGUCAGUUCAAAAGGCUAUUAAAUUCAAUUCAGUCAUGCGCCAAUGUACAACACAAGUAGAUUUAUUUUAGUCAUGUUUACAUUCUAGUUGAUCCUACUUAUCAAACAAUACAUCAAGUUCAGUUUAUUAUGAAGUAGUGAUGUGUUAAUGAGGCAUCAUGAAGUGUUUUGACACUUUGCCAAACUGUACUGAUACUGUGGCACAGCACCAGGGUUUCCACAGGGUGGUAAAAGGUAGUAAGACGUAACUAAAGGUAGUAAAAAGUAGUAAAUUAAACUCUGGGAUUCCUGUAUAAAUCUUGUGCACACUGACCCCUGUUGGAUCUUAAAAAUACUUAUUUUAUAUAGUAUUAUUUAAUAUAUUUAAUGUCUUCAUUUAAAUGUAAAAUGUCUUUCAUAUUCUUAGAUAACGUGAAAAUCUAAGUGAUGUGACAUGUUGUAAAGGACUGGGAUUUUCUUUCUUUCUGUUUUUUAGAAUUUUUUUAACAAUUUUUUCUAAAACAAUCUACAUUUUCCCAAUGUUUUAAAAUUGAAUAUGUUUGAUACAACUUCUCUGGCUGCAGAAAACACCUUCGCACACAAAACCAAUGAGGCUGCAGUGGAAAGAAAUUGUAAUGAAAGGCAGAAGAGAGUUGGAUAGAUGGUCUUUGGGUUGACCCGGUAUCUGACAGGAUUCUGGGUCCUGGCAAAGUUACCCUCUGCACCACCUGAAGGCAUCAGCUGUAGCACUUUUGGUCUGUCUGCUCAAUUCAAAGUUGAGAUGUUGCCAAAGGUCAUUUAAAAUUCAAUAAAUUUGAGGUUUCUUUGAGGUUUUUGGAACCUCAAAGAUUAUAGAUUUUUUAAUAUAUAAAUUAUCAUAUUAGUGACAAUAAUCCUUUAUUAAGGGAAAAUAAUCAAGUUAAAAAGUGUACUUAGGGCUGGUUUUUGGUUUGCAGCCAAUGGCUUAUUUACCCUCCAACUGUAAACUCAGAAUACAGUUAAGCCACCUGGUUUUUCUCUCAGUUUGCUGGCAGAAGAUCAAGUUUUUUUGGCUUCAUGGUCUCAUUCAGGACACAUUUGUCCUUUGUCACACAUUUUCCACAUCUCAUCAAUGAUGAACCUCAGGUUGUUGGAGACUACCGUAUUUACCAUUUAAAAAAAGAGCAAAUAACUGAAACAUAACUUAAUUUACUCUUUGAGCAUUUAGUAUAUUUCAAGCUUCUUAAUAUACCUCUUACUGAUAUGACUUGUUAUGUCCAAAACUAUCUAUUUAUGAAAAAACCGAAUAAACAAGUAUCCAAGAAAACACAAACCUGAUGCAAUUUAAUUUAACCUGUCAUAGAGAGGCUCACAGAUAAACCAUAAAACUGAAUAAAACUUUUAACCAAUGCAUGUAUUCACUAGUUAAUACUACUUCUGAUAUUUUCUAAUUGUUUUAACCAGUAAGACACGUAAUGUGUUGCAUUUGAUUUCAGGUAACAGUGUCUUUCUGGAAGCAAAGAUGAAUCUUAAAAAAGCAAUAAAAAAUAAAUUCACUAUGACAUCUGAAGGUAAUGGUGAUCAUCACAGCUCCCUCAAAAGCAUCUACACAACCCUAUUCAUCACUGCUGGAGAUAAUGAUGGACGACAUGUGGAACAUGAGUACAGACAGCUUAAAAAUGCUCAUAAAAACCAACCAUUGCACGACUCUACAGUCAACCUCAGUGAGCUCUUCCAAUCGGUGCCUGCCCAGGAGAAACCCAACAGGACAAUCCUGACAAAGGGAGUUGCAGGAAUUGGAAAAUCCUUUGCUGUUCAGAAGUUCAUUCUUGAUUGGGCUGAAGAGGAAACAAACCAAGAGAUUGAUUUUGUUUUCAGUCUUGCUUUUCGAGAGUUAAAUUUGAGUGUAGGAGAGAAAAGCCUCCAUGAGCUGCUGACUGAGUUUCAUCCAUCUCUCCGACCUCUGAAAGAUUCCCAGGAUUACGCCAAAACAAAGAUCAUAGUGAUCCUUGAUGGUCUGGAUGAAAACAGAUAUCAGUUGGACUUUCAGAAAUCAGACAAAGUAACUACUCCUGAUGAUGUAGCUUCUGUAGGUGAUCUUGUUGUAAACCUGAUCCAGGGUAACCUCCUUCCUGAUGCAAACAUCUGGUUAACGUCCCGACCAGCAGCAGCCAGUCAGAUCCCUGCAGAGUACAUCGACAUGGUGACAGAGAUAAGGGGGUUCACUGAUGCUCAGAAAGUGGAAUAUUUCACAAAGAGAUUUGGUGAUGAUUCUAGUCUCACUGAAAGGAUAACAUCCCAUAUUCAGUCCUCACAAUCCCUGGACAUCAUGUGCCAGAUCCCAGUCUUCUGUUGGAUUUCUGCUGUCUUAUUCCAGGAAGUCUUCAGCAGAAAUGAAGAGACUGAAAUCCCCCAGACUCUUACAGAGUUAAUGGCACAUUUUGUCUUCGCUCAGACAAAACGUAGAAGCAGAAAGUAUGACAUGAACCCUGAGAGAAAUAGAGAGAAGCUCCUGGAGACUCACAGAGAAUUUCUUCUGAAACUUGGGAAACUCGCGUUUGUCCAGCUUCAAGAAAACCAAGUGAUCUUCUAUGAGGAAGACCUGAAAGAUUGUGGCAUUGAUGUCGGAGAAGCAAUAAUCUACUCUGGUUUAUGUAACACUGUUCUCCAGGAAGAGGAAGUCUCCUCCCAGAAAAAAGUCUUCUUCUUUGUGCAUCUGACUCUUCAAGAGUUCUUUGCUGCUCUGCACGUCUAUGAAUGCUUGAAAACCAAGAAAACCAACGAACUUGGGAAGUUCCUUUCUGUGGAAGACAAAGAUAUUCCUUUACUUGAGCUUCUAAAGAUGACAGUUAACAAAGUGCUGGAGAAGAAGAAUGGUGAUUUAGACUUUUUCUUGCGAUUCCUGCUUGGCCUGAUGGUUGAACCCAACCAGAGAUUCCUUCAAGGUCUGUUGACUCCCCGUGACGAAUGGGAUGACACAGACAAGAAAAUCUUAACUCACCUGCGAUCACUUCGAAGAAAAGCCAUCUCUCCAGACAGCUGUAUCACCAUCUUCCAGACCAUGACUGAAAUGAGAGAUCACAAAGUCAAAGAUGAGAUUCAGGAAUUUCUCAAACUGUCUGAUCAUUCAAAAAUGGAACUGGCUCCUUUGCACUGCUCUGCUUUGGCCUACAUGCUGCAGGCCUCCAAGAAUUAUCUGGAUUUACUGGAUCUGAAGAGCUACAACACAUCAGAUGAUGGCAGAAGGAGGUUGAUACCAGCUGUUAGGAGCAGCAAAAGAGCUGUGCUUGCAAAUUGCAAAGUUACAAAGGAUUGGAUGGACCCUCUUGCCAUUGCCCUCAAAUUAUCUUACUCAGCUCUGAGGGAUCUCGACCUGAGCAACAAUGACCUGAAGGACUCAGGAGUGCAGGUGCUUUACGGGGGACUCUCAAGUAACUCCUGCAAAUUGGAGACACUAAGGAUUUCUGGUUGUUGGGUCACAGAGAAAGGUUGUGAUCAUCUGGUCUCAGCUCUUCAGUCCAACCCGUCACAUCUGAUGGAACUGGACCUGAGCUACAACCAUCCAGGAGACUCUGGAAGCAAGAAGCUCUCUAAGCUGAGGGAUGAUCCACAGUACAAGCUCAGAAAGCUAAACCUCGACUAUGGAGGAACUCACAGAUUGAAGCCUGGCUUUAGAAAAUAUGCCUGUGAACUCACUUUCAGUCCUGAUGCAGAACACCAGAAGCUGGUUCUGUCUGAAGGAAACAGAAAGGUGACCUGGAUGGAGGAUGAUCUCCAUCCCACAGAAAACUCAGGUCACCACCAGCAGGUGCUGUGCAGUCAGGGCCUGACAAAGCGCCACUACUGGGAGGCGGAGGUCUCUGGAUGUUUGAGCAUUGGGGUCGCAUAUAAGGAGGCCUUAAGGAAAGACAAAACGGGUGAUUUCAGAAUGGGGCGCAAUAAGGAAUCUUGGUGUUUGGUUUGUUCAGACGGUUUUCAUGUUUUGCACCACAAUGACAGAGUAGACGUGUCUUCUCUUGGAAUGCGCACCAGUCGGUUUGGGGUGUAUCUUGACUGGCCUGCUGGUACUCUGUCUUUCUACAGAGUUUCCUCUGAUAGUUUGAUCCAUCUUCAUACUUACGCUGUGGCCUUUAGUGAUCCUCUGUAUCCUGCAGUUGAACUUAAUGCCCAAUCAUCUGCUCUAUUUUGUCCCCUAAAGUGAUUUAAUUGGGUCCUGCUCAUAUGUCUACAAUGCUGUAAAAAGUAAUGUCUCCCUAUGGAUUCAUUUGUUUUUGUUAUUUUUGUCACACUUAUUGCCCCAACAUAAUCGGGUGUACUUCACUCCACAGAGGUACGUGAAUAUUUGAGACGGACUCGACACAUACUUGAAGCAGACAUCUGUUGGACAUGUUUGAGAAAAUAUCAGUUUUUAUGACAGCAUAGUCAGCGUAAUCUGACUAUGCACAGUAAUCUGAUCGACGGGAAACAAAGCUGACGUUGAACUUUUUUGCAUGUGACACUGAGCUGAUUAGGUUGAGAGUCAAUGCUCACAGUCAUGAGGACGUGCAGCGUGACUGUCACUCUGUCCCACACUAAAAAGUUUGUUAAGAUUUCCCUGAUGGAGAAGAAACAGGGCUAGGCACCCAACUAGCUCAUGAAACUUGCUAGAAUCCAUUAGGACUAUAGGCAAUAAAGACAUUUUUCACAAGAGUACUUUAGGCAAUCGGUACACAUGAAGUGGAUGUAUGAAGUCUCAACCAUCCAUGAUGUGUCUGUAACAGAGUCCACACAGUACACCAGAGUAUGUCGGGAUCUUAAAAUCUUUAAGACCAUCAAACAAAUCUUUAAUUUGUCACAUUAUCAGCCAGAUUUAAAUCUAAAAUUUUACUGAGUCAAUUCAAAACCUUUAUUUAUUUAUUUUGUUUAGCUGUUCAGAGGUGGAUUUGUUGGUGCGUUGGGAUAUUGUGCUCCUACAUAAACCAAGUGCACUCAGCCUAAGGUGACAAAUUGAUGCACCUUCCAGAUAUUUUAUAGAGAUCAGAAUACAUGGAUUCAUCAGUUACCGCAAUUAGUGCUUGUCCUGAAGGCCUAAAACAACCCCAGACCAUCACACUACUACCUCCACAUUUGCCUCUAUUCUCUUACUGAAAUGCAGGUUUACACCAGAUGUAUUGGUACGCACACCAUCCAGAAAGAUCUACUUUGGCUUUCCAGUCAUUUAAACAUCUUUAGCUCAAUCAUUUUGAUCAUCAUCAAGAUGUAUUUUGGGAAAUUGUAAAACGGCUUUUUAUAAACUCUUUAGUUUUGGCAAAAUCUCUCUUUCUUAUUAUCAAAUCAAGUUCUCUGACUUUAAUUGAGGCAAAUAAGCCCUGAUGUGCUUUAGAGUUUUUCUGACUUCUUGAUGUCUUGUUUAUGUUGUGAAAUGGAUUAUAUUCAAGUGAUUUAUUUACUUGAAUAAAGAGGUAAUAAUUAGGCCUCUGUGUGGUUUGUGAAACUAAGCCAAAAACUUUGGUUAAUCAAGUUAAUUUUAUGUUUUAAUAAGGGGAUAACAGCUGGGGAAGUUGGUUUGGAUAACUUUUUUUAAUAGUCAUUGUUUCUUCAAGUUUUCACUUUUGCAGUUAAAGCCUCAUACAAACACAUCCUACAUUCUUCUGCUUUCUUCUGCUUGUGUGUUAAAUUAGAAUAAAGUUUACAAUUCCUUCCUAGGGAUUACAUUGGUGCUUCAUUUUUGUUAUUAGCAAGAGCAUUUUUAUUGUCAGUGGCAGAAAUCUGCUCUAGCUGAAUGGCAAGUGUGUAUUUAUUUA